This is a messenger RNA of Acaulospora morrowiae, 144 nucleotides long. Lineage: Eukaryota; Fungi; Glomeromycota; Glomeromycetes; Diversisporales; Acaulosporaceae. The record is from the annotation of a GenBank genome assembly.
CCGUCCUCAAAAAAUCCACUCGAUAUAACAAUGAACUCAAAAAUAUUACUCGUGUUAAUAAUUGCCAUUUUCUUUGGCGGUUUGGCGACGUUUGUCAGCGCUAACAAUUGCCCUGACCCACCACCUUUUUGUGACGGUACUGAA